Molecule: messenger RNA, 1134 nt
Organism: Nilaparvata lugens (brown planthopper)
Lineage: Eukaryota; Metazoa; Arthropoda; Insecta; Hemiptera; Delphacidae
Product: WD repeat-containing protein 13-like
Exons: 4
Coding region: 1-801 (266 amino acids)
Cellular component (GO): nucleus
Molecular function (GO): protein binding; nucleic acid binding; promoter-specific chromatin binding
Source: RefSeq, a predicted model, not a curated record
AUGAGUGACAGUGCAGUAUGUGAUUGGAGAGGAACUGUUCAGAACAAAAGGAGAGGAAUGCUCACAUCGGGAGUGGUGCUCAUUCAUGACAACGCCCGUCCUCCCAGUGCUGCUGUGACGAAGCGUCUUCUUGACGAGUUUAAAUGGGACGUUUUUGACCAUCCGGCUUAUAGCCCAGACUUGACACCAAGCGACUAUCACAUUUUCCCGGAACUGGAGAAAAUGCUAGGAGGGCAGAGCUUACGAACAGAUGAUGCACUGCAAGAUGGCGGAAGAAAUCACUGGUGGCUAACUUCUAUGAACAAGGGCACCAUAACUUCGUUUGUGUUCGUGGUGAGUGGCGGAGGGGCCAAACUGCAGCGGUGUCGCAGGGUGACCCUACAGGAGGGGUGUCCGGUGACCUGCAUCAGCUGGCGAGCGUGGAUCAGCCGAGAGGCUCGUGAUCCCACACUACUCGUCAACUGUGCUGCCAACGUUGUCUGUCUAUACAGGGUUCUGGACCAGGAAGGCACACUGAAACUGAAACGUCGUUUCUCGGUUCGCCACAAGUCGGUCCGUUGUCCGGUGCGUUCCACGUUCUGUCCGCUCAUGUCAUUCCGUGAGGGCGCAUGCGUGGUCACCGGAAGUGAAGACUCGUGUGUGUAUUUCCUCGACAUUGAACGUGAGGUUCGUCCAGUGGUGAACAAGUUGCAAGGUCAUGCCUGUCCUGUGCUGGGUGUAUCGUUCAACUAUGACGAGUCUCUGUUAGCAACCAGUGACCUGCAGGGCUUGGUCCUUGUGUGGAGCCGGGAGAAGAAGUAGCUCUGUUAGCAACCAGCGACCUGCAGGGCUUGGUCAUUGUGUGGAGCCGGGAGAAGAAGUAGCUCUGUUAGCAACCAGCGACCUGCAGGGCUUGGUCAUUGUGUGGAGCCGGGAGAAGAAGUAGAGGGAUGGCUAGACAGAGUACAGUGGACAAGAGGAUAGAAGGAGUACAGUGGAGGAGGUUAAGAGCAGUGCGCUGACAAGAGUAUUGCUAUAGUGAGGUCCAUGUUAUAAUGACAGUGUUUGAUUAGCAAUGGUAUUGCUAUCCUUGUCUAUCAUUCAACAAAGCGGAUAGCGCUAUCUCUUCUCGCUUUGCUCUGUUGCCGGAUCGGC